This is a messenger RNA of Trichomonas vaginalis G3, 435 nucleotides long. RefSeq lists its product as uncharacterized. The record is from RefSeq and is a predicted model, not a curated record. Lineage: Eukaryota; Parabasalia; Trichomonadida; Trichomonadidae. The coding region runs from base 1 to 435 and encodes 144 amino acids. The transcript has a single exon.
AUGUUAGAUGAAAUUCAUAGACAAGAACGUGAAGAGCUAGAGAACAAGCUUGAAGCAAAAGACAAAAGCCUUCAGAAAAGAAUACCACGUUCGGUACCAAAAGGAAAGGAAAAGAACUAUAAGUAUAUGAUUUAUACUGAAGAGAUGGAAAAUGAAGAAGACAGAGAUAUGGUUAUGUUGCAUUUAGUCAGAAGAAACAACAAAAGCUUUUACGACCUUGCUAAGAUUUACAAAUCUGACAGAAAUUGGUUCUAUCGCGAAAACUUACCGAUUUCAAUGACACCGAAUGAAGAUGUGAAACAAAUAGUUCAAGAUACUUUACCUCAAACACACUAUGAUAUUAAAGGUUGUACAAUACUUACCUUCAAAGAAGAUUUGCCGCUACUGAAAGAAAAAAUAACAGAGUAUUUUGACAACUUCAAACAAGCAGAGUAA